Molecule: messenger RNA, 4580 nt
Organism: Fundulus heteroclitus (mummichog)
Lineage: Eukaryota; Metazoa; Chordata; Actinopteri; Cyprinodontiformes; Fundulidae
Gene: clptm1l
Product: CLPTM1 like
Exons: 18
Coding region: 300-1973 (557 amino acids)
Cellular component (GO): endomembrane system; membrane
Source: RefSeq, a predicted model, not a curated record
AAGCAAACACACCCGGAAGCGAAUGGCGGAACUGUAGGUCUACCUCACGCUUUCAGUCAAGAUUUGGGAUAUUUUUGUUUCUUGGGAGGAGAGAGCCGCGAAGCAGGCAGCCGAUGCCUUCGGUAACAACCGGGAGAAGGCUCCAGAGACACCAUGCGGCCGCUGUGAUCCGCCCGGAGGGAUUGGUACGGUGAAUGGACCGAUGGACAGUCCGUGAUCCAGCUGAGACCAAGUCCUGCCGUUCAGUUUGACACCGACGUAUGGCCCUGCCGCUCAGCUAGCUGAGGGAGACGGCGACCAUGUUUCUGAAAACCUCCUUCACCACUCUGAUUGUGGGGGUGUUUGUGGUGUACGUGCUCCACACCUGCUGGGUGAUGUACGGCAUAGUGUACACGAAACCCUGCGACAGCCCCAAAGGAGGCAACUGCAUCACGCCCUUCCUGGCAGGGAACCCGAAACUACAGUUGAGUAUCUACGCUUCGGUGAAGCCAAACGCAGACGGAGGCCACACUCUGAUUCAUCUGGAGGAGAACUUCAAUGUCAACAGCAAGUUUGAGAGGAUCGUGAACGUCUCACUCCCCAAGAAAACACGUAACAAUGGAACAUUAUAUGCGUUGAUAUUCGUCCAUCAAGCGGGUCUCAGUCCAUGGCAGGACCCACGGCAGGUCCACUUGGUGGCUCAGCUCACCACCUACAUGGUCCCAAAGCCUCCUGAGAUCUCGCUGAUAUCUGGAGAGGAGCAAAAACAGGGGGGGAAACAGGAGGAGCAGAAGAAGAAACGGCGUGACGGUAACCCCGCAGCAGGAACCGCAGCUAAAGGUGGAGCCACCGCCUCGUCGGAUCACCCGGUCUCCCACUGGCGCUCCCGUCUAACUCUCAACAUUGUCGGGGACCACUUCCUGUUUGACAGAGAAUCCCUGCCAAGCGACGUUCACAGAUACCUCAGAGUAUUCCAGAAUGGGAAGAAGAUGGUGUAUCUACCUCUGCUGUUUGUCGACGAGCUCAGCAACAGGGUCAAAGACCUUGUGGAGAUCAACAGCACCUCGACGGAGCUUCCUCUGACCGUCUCCUACGACUCCAUCUCUCUGGGGAGGCUUCGCUUCUGGAUCCACAUGCAGGAUGCUGUGUACUCUCUGCAGCAGUUCGGUUUCACAGAAAAGGAUGCUGAUGAGAUUAAAGGCAUCUUUGUGGACACCAACCUGUACUUCCUGGCUCUGACCUUCUUCGUCGCAGCCUUCCAUCUCCUCUUUGACUUCCUAGCCUUCAAAAAUGACAUCAGCUUUUGGAAGCAGAAGAAAAGCAUGGUGGGAAUGUCCAGCAAAGCAGUGCUGUGGAGAUGUUUCAGCACCAUAGUGAUUUUCCUCUAUUUGUUCGACGAGCAAACGAGCCUUCUUGUACUCAUACCUGCUGGGAUCGGCUCCAUAAUCGAAGUUUGGAAAGUGAAGAAGGCCUUCAAAAUCCAGGUUUUCUGGAAAGGAGCCAAACCAUCAUUCCUGUUUGGGAAAUUAGAUGAAUCCGAGCGGAGAACAGAAGAAUAUGACACUCUGGCCAUGAAGUAUCUUUCAUACCUCCUUUAUCCACUGUGCAUCGGAGGGGCACUGUACGCGCUAAUAUUCCUGCGGUACAAGAGUUGGUACUCGUGGUUAAUCAACAGCUUGGUGAAUGGUGUGUAUGCCUUUGGUUUCCUCUUCAUGCUUCCUCAGCUCUUCGUCAACUACAAGUUGAAGUCUGUGGCUCACCUGCCAUGGAAGGCCUUCAUGUAUAAGGCGUUCAACACCUUUAUUGAUGACGUGUUUGCGUUCAUCAUCACCAUGCCAACGUCCCACAGACUGGCCUGUUUCAGGGACGAUGUGGUGUUCCUCAUUUACCUUUACCAGAGAUGGCUCUACCCAGUGGACAGGACAAGAGUGAAUGAAUAUGGCGUCUCGUAUGACGAGAAGCCCAAAGGCAAAGGGAAGCCUCACAAGGACUAGGCUGAGAGAUGCUUUGGCAGACUUCUACGAGCUGCUGCCUUUGGAUGUCAUCUCGUCGUCUCUUACGUCCACGGAAAUUUUGGCAACGUUUGAAGGUUUAAUUGCUUGCACAUCAUUCCUCACUUGCAGUGACUGCUAAAAACUUGAAAAUCGGUAGGGAGCCGGUGUAUAGCCAGUGUUUGGUUUGUCCAUUCUGGGCUACUGUAGGAACAUGCCAGGGCAUCGUGAUGGACAUGGGGGGAAGGAGAACCAUGUCAUCGGUUGCUGUCUUACUCUAAUUAAAACAUCGAUCAACAUUCAUUUUAAACUAUCGGUCGAUUUCCCCUCCGAGCUACAGACACUUGAACUCGUACUAGCUUCAAACGAGCCGAGCCUAAUGUGCCAGUGUGUUGUAAACGGACCAGAACCAUUGUCGUUCUAGACGUUUUCUCACUCGUGGGUGAUGUAUACAUGAAAAUCAACAAGGGAAAUCUGUGGCGCAAGCAUCAAAACUGUUAUAAAAAAAUUGCGUGGGACUGGAGAAAGGACCGCAUCUAACCGAAACGCUGUGAUAUGACCCAGUACGCUAACGGCUGUAAGAGCUUUGCUAUCAUAUCACUGUACCGGCUGAUAUUCCACCACAACAGUUGUAUCAAAUGGAUUAUGUUUUAUUAUUUUAACAGGUUUAGCAUAUAGACAUUUCUUUGAACUGACCCUGGGAGCCUGUUGCUGGCCACUUUGAGAGAUUACAUAAUAGAGUAAACCCAGCAUCAGCAGAUUCUGAGCCACUGUUCCUUAAUCGUACUUCCAGUUAAAUACAUGCAGUUUUUACAGCAAACAUAAAAAAAGAGAAGGAAAUAUUCAGAAGUUAAAAGUUCAGUACAGAGAACUCAUUUAUGCUUUGACUUGUGUCAAAUCAGGGAUAAAUGCAAAGACGGUCAUUUUAAAACUUUUUAUUGCAAUCUUAAAAACAAAAUCUCGAAUCAAGACUGAAAAUAUCUCUUUAAAUGAGCAAACGUGUCAUUUUUUUUUUAAAGGAAAUCCACUGUAGCUGGUUUAUUGUGAAAGUAACUUGAGCUUCUGUAAAAGCUAAUUGCGAGAUAAACCUUUGAUGCCACGGACAAAUGUAGGAUUUUUCUUUUUAAGUUUCUGAAUAUUAAAGGGAUAAUUCAGAUAAUUCUGUUUUUUUUUUAUUUUUAAAAAGUGGGAUUUAGGGAAAAGGCAGAUCGUUCUGUUUAAAUCUUCAUUUAGCAUAAAUCCAGAUUUACUAGUCCUGAAGCUGAAGCUAACUGCUAGUCCAGGAUGGACCAAGACCAAAUCCGACUUCCAACAUCCUAAAAAAACUACAAUCUUUAAGCUUCAUACACUCAAAGGGAACCAGAGCCACUGGCUGCUUUAAUUUGAUUUCUUUUCUAGUAACCAUUACAUAGUUGUUUGUUUUUAAACUAACAAACACCAUUUUUUAUUUGUGAACUGUAAAUGAAAUGUUAACAACUGAUUUGGUUUACUUUUUUUGAGUGUUGUAGUUUGUGUAAAUGCUACCUUUAUGAACUGUUAAACCAUCAUCGGGUUCCCUUUGGCCGGUUUUUACACAGGGGAUGGCGGUUGGAGGCAGUGCUGUCUAAUAUUAGCUGUCUAAUAUGAAAUUAAAGCUGUUUAAAAAGCUGAAAUAUUGUUGCGGCUUAUAUAAAAGCCGUUUUCUUUUAGGUAGCCUGACUGGAGACAGUUAACGUCUCAGCAUGCGUUUCACAGGGGAAGAUAACUGGAGCGGCACCGCCUUCUACCUCCAUUUCCUAUUUAGUGUCAGGCAAACAUGACAACAGUUUACAAGUUUGUAAAAUGGCAUUCACAUAAACUGCUGAAAUACUUUAGGACUCACAUUCGGUUAAGAUGUCAGAAGUGCACUUUGGUGGACUACUGCCUCUGAGGCCCACAGAUCUGGAUCUACACUAAAUAAAGCUACCAAUGGGGUUCUUUCCUGCAGGUAAAAUAACAGCUUAUAGUUUUUUAACUGAGCCUCACUUCAACAACACUGAACUGUCCCUUUAAGGUUGUAAGGUUCAUUAAUGUGUGAAGUUGGGUUUAUAUGGGGGUUUUUUUCUUGUCCAUUGGGUAUGUUUGGUUUUAUUUUGCUGUAACACAUGAGGGUACACUGACAUUAAUAGUUUUUUCUUUUGUCUUUUGACUUUUUAAUUAUCUUUUUUUUUUUUUUUUUUGCUACACGUCAGGGCCAAGGAAAUAUUUGUGCCAAAUCUACGAGUGAUUCUUUGAACGGUUUGUGAGCAACGAAUUUCCCCCAUGCAAUGUUUUUGUUAGGUACUGACGUCGGUGGUAAAGCUAAGGGAAAGUAUUAUCCUUCUGGACCUAAACCGUCAUGAUUUUAAUUCUUAUUUCUGUUGUGCUUAUUGUAAAUGUUCCUUUUAAAGUCUCUAUUGGGAAUCAGUUUAUUCAUUGCUCAGAUAUGAGAUUUGUAAAGGAAGAAAGUAAAAAAAAUAAAAAUAAAAAAUCUGUUCCAAGCUAAAUGCAGUCAGAACAGGUUUUCAGGAAUUUUGCCUUGAAAUUGUUUGAAUCUGUUGUUAACGUUUGUGUUUUUAAUUGAAAUGUAAUAAAGAAGGCUGAAAUCAUUUA